AUGAGUCGUGAAUCCCUCCCAGAAAUGCAGCGACAAGUGACCGAACAGCACCACUAUCCCCCCAGCUCCCUUCUCCCCCCAGACGCAUUACCCGACUAUAAACUCGCCACCCUCCGUUUAGCAUUUUGCGCAGAAAACCGCGACUCCUGGCUGGAGCGACUCAACGCUCUCCUUCAUCAUAUUGACCAAUCCAUUGAAGGUUUCAGCGAAGCGGAACGGGCUGUGGCAGUCGAUGGGACGAUAUUUGAAGGAAUAAAGAAAGACUACAUCGACAGAGGCUAUCCUCAAGUGGCGGUACAUAUGGACCGGCUCCGUGAGGACCUCAGGCAACGAAAGGUCAACAAACCAACACCACCGUCGCUUCGCACGCCGCCAACCUCACCAGGAUCAUCGGAAACAAGGCCCACACUCGCUCCUGACUCCCUCCCGGACUACACACUCGCCGCUCUCCGCUUGGCAUUCUGUGCUGAGACUCGCGACAGAUGGCUGGAACGCACGUACAGUCUCCUACUCGAAGCUGAAAAGGCGAUUGAAGGAUUUGAAGAAGCGAAUCGUGGAGUAGCAGUCGAUGGAACCGUUUUCGAGGGCCUGAAGAAGGAUUAUACUGAACGGGGUUUUCCAGCAGUUGCAAGGGAUAUGGAUAGUCUCCUCGCGGAGCUCAAGCGCCGAAAAGUCACCAUAGAGCGCCGAUUUUCGCUUCAUACCCCACCCAGCUCCCCAAAUCCCUCCGGCUCCAGGCAUUCCUUCCACCUGCUUCGCAGGGUCGAUCCGACAGUUGGCGUGUUGUAUUACUUUGAAAUGGGAUCCUGUGUGUAUAGUCAAAUUCCUCCUGUGACAAGCUGGGAUGGGAGUACGUGGAUGGAUCCUUUAACUCAAGACCUCAAACCUGCCCGUUGGUUGCAAGUCGACUUGAAGGCCAGCUUUGAAUAUCCACUGGCAGCGGCGGCGCCAGAGACUGGACUCGGACGUUAUGCCUUUGCCGUUGAAAUUCCCUGUAACCGCGACGGCCACAGACGGAGGGCAGCGCUCUUUGCUGACGUCGACCGUCUCGCUUCGAACUUGGCCUGCGCGAUCCUCGACACUUGCCACUCGGCGAAUCAGCACGUUAGCAGGCUAGUACAGUCACCUGCGGUUUCCAGCACUCCUUCCCAACAUAUUGACUGCGGCGCUUUGGAAACAUUGUCACGGUCCCAUAGUAGUACGCGGCUUGAUAGUACGCGGCUUGGCGUGACCACUCGCCACCGGUCCUGGCACCACGACGGUUGGGCCAAGAAGUUGAAGGGGAUUUAUCUGCGAUAUAAAGCUCGUGUCCAAAGGUUUGUGCACUCUUACCGCACGUCCCGCCAUCUUUAUUCGAUUCACUUGUUGUCAAAGACACUGACCCUGCUAGUUUUUUCGUGGCAGAUGAACCCUUCUGGCACCUCCAACAAUGCUUCGACGUUCUCAGAUACACCAAAGGGCUCUCGUGACAGCUCACUGCUUUCGCAUUUGCAAGUGCAGUCGCUUCAAAAGCUCCAACGUCAAAUGGGCUUGGAGCAUAACCCCCCCUUGUUCGAUUCGAUAACUCGCGCCGUUCAUCUCGCGAUCUCCAAAGCCCGGAGGUGCUCGAAGGUUACAUGCCACCGGUUGGACAACCAAGAUGAGAAAGCUGAGAUUGACAUGGAAAGAGUUAUAUGGAAUGUGCGAGACUACGUUCCCUUUGUUCAGGAGUACCAGGACUAUUGGCCGAUCUACGACCUGGUCCGUCUUCAUCUCGACACGAUCAGAGAGCGAGAGGCCCUCUUCAAACUCAACAAUGCUUCCACUGCAACCCUUCCGGACUAUGAAUCUGAACAACUUCAAGUUGAAACCUAUCCAUUCCCAGCUAACGUUGGUUCUUAA
Messenger RNA from Coprinopsis cinerea okayama7#130, 1881 nucleotides. RefSeq lists its product as hypothetical. The record is from RefSeq and is a predicted model, not a curated record. The coding region runs from base 1 to 1881 and encodes 626 amino acids. NCBI's taxonomy places the organism in Eukaryota, Fungi, Basidiomycota, Agaricomycetes, Agaricales, Psathyrellaceae. The transcript is spliced from 10 exons.